Messenger RNA from Callorhinchus milii (elephant shark), 1158 nucleotides. It is a transcript of the gene nbl1, whose product is annotated as NBL1, DAN family BMP antagonist. The record is from RefSeq and is a predicted model, not a curated record. The transcript is spliced from 4 exons. Gene Ontology annotation, molecular function: BMP binding; receptor ligand activity. The coding region runs from base 394 to 927 and encodes 177 amino acids. Lineage: Eukaryota; Metazoa; Chordata; Chondrichthyes; Chimaeriformes; Callorhinchidae. Gene Ontology annotation, biological process: animal organ morphogenesis.
GGGGGGGGAGGUCUGAGCGAGUGACUGCCUGUCGCUGCUCACAGUGCUGCCCCGUCACGGGCUACAGAGGAGCGCAGAGCAGAGGAGAGGGAUCGGGUUUCUGCGGAGUGAGGGUGAGAGGCUCAGAGCUCUGAGGCUUUUGUUGUCGCUUCUUCUUCUUCUUCCUCCUCCUCCUCCUCUUCCUCCUCCUCCUCAUCUCAGGUCGGGGCUGUGGCCUCUCCGCCUCCUCACAGAUCACAGGGAAUAACCGGGAAUACCCCCUCCCCUCUCCACACAGAUUUCCCGACACGACUCCCCAAAGGAUUUACGGUCACUCUCGUGUCCGCGAGGAUUGGCGGCUCUCUCACUCUCUCUCUCUCACUGUGUGUGUGAGAGCUGUGCUGUGGCUCAGGAAUGGUGGAGCAAUUGACAACCAUGUGGUGGGUUCUGAUGUGGAUCGUGCUCCCAGCAUUAGUGGUGGCAGCCCCACCUCCUAUCAAUAAGCUGGCUCUGUUUCCUGAUAAAAGUGCCUGGUGUGAAGCGAAGAACAUCACCCAGAUAGUGGGGCACAGCAGCUGUGAGUCAAAGUCUAUCGAGAACAGAGCUUGCCUUGGCCAGUGUUUCAGCUACAGUGUUCCCAAUACCUUCCCACAAUCCACAGAUUCCCUUGUUCACUGUGAUUCCUGUAUGCCGUUACAGUCAAUGUGGGAAAUUGUCCAACUAGAAUGUCCCGGCAACGAGGAGAUGCCUCGGGUGGACAAACUCGUGGAGAAAAUUGUACAAUGCAGCUGUCAGGCCUGCGGAAAGGAGGCCCGCCAAGACUCCCACCUCCUCAAUGUCUACGUAAAGGAGGAGGAGAGCGGGCCGGGGCAGGCUGCUGAGCCCCAGGAUGUCCACCACAAAGAGGGAAUUGUUUCCCAACCCAUCCGAGAGGGUGGAGAUGACUGAAAUUGAGAAUUUGGACCAGAAAAGUGAAUUUCAUUUUUUGGAUUAAGGAUAAAUUGUUGAAAUUCAGAUAGAUUCAAAGUAUAAAAAGGAUAAUGCAGACCUAUUUAAGAAAAAAAAACUUUAAAAAAAUAAUGGCAUUCUGGCUUUUGUUGUAGGAAAUAAGCCAGCCCAGCCACUGAUACAUUUUUUUGGUCAGCCGGGUGUCUGACACAUUACCAUGCUUAAGAGCGU